AUGUCGGGAGUCAGGAACCUCCGUGCCAUGUUCGAACAAAAGGGUGAGAAUAACCCUCCAGAUCGAGGAAGAUCUCCUGGUCCAUCCGGUGUUUCAGUUGGAUCUCCCUCUCCUACUCAUUCGCCUCGCCCGCUUUCCAAGGUUCGGACUACCUUUGUGGCGAUUGAAAAGGACGGUCGGUUAGGGUUGAGAAGAGAGCCCAGUGGGGAUUCGGUCUCUGUUUCUAGCCAGAAGCUCAGUGACGCUACUGACGCUACUACACCACAGCCGGUGCCCGAGAAACCAGAGCCCUUGGCUGAGAACAUGGCUAAGAACGUUUCGGCCUUUAAAGCGAAUUUGUCUCAAGAAUCUAUCCCAGAGUCGCCAGUUCAAGCCGCCCCUCCUAAGUCUCCCACGAAAUCUUCUCCAAAGAAGCAGAGCUCGAGUCCUCCUCUGGCUCCGAACCCAAAUCCAGACAAGGUAACAGAUGAGGAGGAAACAAGGACGAAAUUACGACCAGGAAAUCCGACAGAGAAAUCGGUGUCAAGGGGAAGUAGCGUAGCGCCAGCGAGUGGACGUAGUAGCGCGUCGACAAAUAGCAGCAAGACAAAGACCGCUACCGCCACUAAACCCGCUCCCAAAGCUGUUUCUACCACAGCUAAGCCCGUGUCUAAAGCUCCCAAGUCGCCCAAGACUCUUAAGCCAGCGAGUAGCACUGCGAAGCCUACUUCCAGUACUUCGAGCCUGGCUUCUCAAAAGAGGUCUACUCCUGCAUCGUCCAGAGAGCGCGAAGCGCCUAAAAAGGCGGCCGCUACGACUGCAAAGCCGGCAGCUACAUCUACCAAGAAACCAGCAUCCCUCGAUCUCCCAUCAUCGGGGGCCGGGUCUGUAAAGCCAAAGGCUAAGUCGCCGACUCGGCCAGUCAAACUACCGUCAUCUUUGACGGCGCCCACUGCGGCUUCCGCUUCCAAGCUUGGAAACAGCACCGCAGCUCAGCCUCCUAGACAGUCUCUGUCGCGAGCUUCUGGUAACGCUCAGCAUCACAACGUGAGUUCUACUACAUAUAGGUCGCCUAGCAGGCAAAGCCUAUCUAGUUUGAGCACUACAUCUAAUACGAAUGGCCUGAAACGUCAGACUUCGGCUGCUAGUCGACCACGCCCUAGUUUUGGGCCUCCUCCGAAGCCAACGGCUAGAGAUCACCCGAUUAUUAAGAGGGAUGGUCACGUCGACGAAGGGUUCCUCGCGCGAAUGAUGCGCCCAACUGCAAGCAGUUCCAGCAAGACUGCUGAUAAGGCGCCAGUGACGCCACCCCGAAAGCCGACUACACCCUCAGCCAGCCAGAAGAGGGUAGCGGCCAAGGAUGGUGAGGGGAUCGCGAAGAAAGCGGUGUCCAGAGUCCAAUCUGCAACGAACAAGGCUAAGGCAGCAACAGAGAGCACAAAGCCUGCCGACAAGAAGACCCCAUCAGCAAAGGAGGUUGCUCCAGUCGUCGCCCAAGCUGAGACGGCAGAAGCAGCUAUCGAAACCGCCAAGGUUUCGGCCGAUACUGCUAUCAAGGAGGGCAGCGUUUCCUCGGAAAAGUCUUCCGAGCAAGUGACGACGGUUCCCGCCGUUACUGAAGACCCAGAGAAGGUUGAAGACAUUGAGGAUGUAGUUCAACCGGCACUAGAACCUGCCGCUGAGAUAUACGCGGCUAAGAGCGAAACCGGAGAUGUACAAGAAGAGCUGCCCGUAUCUGAAGGUGCCAAUGAGGUCGUUCCUCAAAGCGAGGCUGCCGAAACGACUGAAGAGGUAAAGGCUGAGGGACAGCUGAUAGGGGAAACUUUCUAG
Daldinia caldariorum is the source of this 1809-nucleotide messenger RNA. RefSeq lists its product as uncharacterized. Lineage: Eukaryota; Fungi; Ascomycota; Sordariomycetes; Xylariales; Hypoxylaceae. The record is from RefSeq and is a predicted model, not a curated record. Bases 1 to 1809 code for a protein of 602 amino acids. The transcript is spliced from 2 exons.